ACUCGCACCUCUCUUCCGGGCCCGCGAUUUGCUACGAGAGCCCGGAAGGGCCAGGCCCGUAGCUCCGCCCCUGAAGCCGCUCAGCCGGGGCGCUUGGGGCUAGGGGAAGCGGUUCGGCGAUUUACUUAGCAGUCGGUCGCGGAGCACCAUGCAGGCGUCCCGGCACAGCAUCCAAGCCGAGCCUAGCUGGUAUGUCUCUGCCCAGCAGCCAGAGGAGGCGGUGGCUGCAGAAGAGUGGAGUCCGUUGCUAAGCAACGAACCUCACAGGCAGGGAUCCCCCGGUGCUUCGUUUGGUCUCUCCGUCUUUAAUGUGAUGAACGCCAUCAUGGGAAGCGGCAUCCUUGGUUUGGCUUAUGUGAUGGCUAACACGGGUAUCCUUGGAUUUAGUUUCCUGCUGCUGUUCGUUGCUCUCCAGGCUUCUUACUCAGUCCAUCUCCUGCUUGCCAUGUGCAUCCACACCGCCGUGACUUCUUACGAAGAUCUGGGACUCUUCGCUUUUGGAUUACCUGGAAAGGUGGUGGUGGCAGGCACCAUAAUAAUUCAGAAUAUUGGAGCUAUGUCAUCUUAUCUUUUAAUUAUUAAAACAGAGCUUCCUGCUGCUAUUUCGGAAUUUUUGCCUAGUGACCACAGUGGGUCUUGGUAUCUUGAUGGACAGAUGCUGCUGAUCAUCAUCUGUCUAGGCAUCGUGUUCCCUCUCUCACUGUUUCCCAAAAUAGGCUUUCUUGGCUACACAAGCAGUCUAUCAUUUUUCUUUAUGGUGUUCUUUGCUCUUGUGGUAGUAGUUAAAAAAUGGGCCGUUCCUUGUCCUGUGACCGUAAAUUGCAUCAAUGCAGUCUUUCAGAUUUCAAACGCUACAGAUGACUGUAAACCAAAGCUCUUUCAUUUCUCCAAAGAGAGUAUUUAUGCCAUACCAACCAUGGCUUUUUCGUUUCUCUGCCAUACCUCAGUAUUGCCCAUAUACUGUGAGCUUCAAAGCCCUUCAAAGAAAAGGAUGCAGAAUGUGACCAACACAGCAAUUGCGUUGAGCUUUCUGGUUUACUUUGUGUCUGCACUCUUUGGCUACCUCACUUUUUAUGACAAAGUGGAGUCAGAAUUGCUACAAGGCUAUAGUAAAUACUUGCCACAUGAUGUUAUUGUCAUGGCUGUGAAGUUAUGCAUACUGUUCGCAGUGCUUCUGACAGUCCCUCUAAUCCACUUCCCUGCCCGGAAAGCUCUAAUGAUGGUACUUUUCUCCAAUUACCCGUUUUCCUGGAUCCGGCAUUCCCUGACCACAGUCGCGCUUAACGUCACCAUCGUGGCACUUGCCAUAUAUGUUCCUGACAUUAGAAAUGUAUUUGGUGUGGUUGGCGCCAGCACAUCGACAUGCUUGAUUUUUGUGUUCCCAGGGUUAUUUUAUCUUAAACUCAGCCGAGAGGAUUUUCUCUCCUGGAAAAAGCUUGGGAUAGGUCCCUUCUGGAGAACAGUAAAGUGGAAUGCCUUUCUACCCAAGGGUCUUGGCUUUUUCACCUUCUGUCCUGCAUGGCUUUACCUUCUGAGUCCCUUUAGCCUUCACCCCUGAGGAGUUGGCCCUGGAAGCAGAGGUCAGUACUCUCCCACAGUUCCACGCCAGCUGUGUGCUUCUGCUUACGUCAUUCUGAAGCUGGCCACAUAGCAUGCAAGCCUGGCCUCUCUCAGCAGCUUCAGGUGAGAGUUCAUAGAUUAAUGAGCUACUUGCCCCCCCCCUUUUUUUUCUGUUUAUGAAAUAAUGCUCAUAGGUGUUCAGCUGCUUAAAUAAAUCUUAACUCUAGUAAUACCAAAAUAGCCCUAAAUCUACAACAGAUGCAGGGAUACCCCCCGGGGGCAAAUGUUAAGUGUGGCGACAGCUGGGCAUCAAUUAAUACUGUGUCACCUGUUCCUAAGACAGUGCCCUGGGAGGUUUGGCAAGAGACAAAUAUCCUUUGUAACACUGCACAAAAUUGAGUUACUACCACGUUGGUGGAGGUGGUCCGGUUUACUUUAACCUUCUGUCCUGCCGGGUUGCUUGCUUGAGUCACAUUUUCUGUACAUUUGGAGGAAGCCGAUGAGAAGGCUGGCAAGAACCGUGACCCCCUCAUAACCUUGUCCAAGUACCCCCAACAUUAUUUUCUGGGAAAUAUGGGCCUUCUCCUUAUGGGCUUAAUGGUCAUAAUUUAUUAGGUAAUAACUAUUUAAAAUAAAACUAAGAAACACACAAAACACACUUUCCUAACAUUUGGAGAGUUAUUUGCUAAAUUAAAAGACAAAAUGCCAAGACUGUAAAUUACUUUCAUAUGUUCAGGGUGAAUGUUUAAGUUGUACUUUUUUUUCUUAACAGAAUGUUUACUCAUGAGCUUAGCAUUUAAAUGGUUAAAACAAGCCUUUGAAGUUAACACUCCAUUAAGAUGAAUGGGGGUAAUUCACACCUCUGCCUUGGCUGUAUUAUUUCAGUCUGGCUGUGGAGAAAACAGGACAGAGUGGGCUGAUUUACUGUCCUUUAAACACCCAACUGCU
Molecule: messenger RNA, 2508 nt
Organism: Mus pahari (shrew mouse)
Lineage: Eukaryota; Metazoa; Chordata; Mammalia; Rodentia; Muridae
Gene: Slc38a6
Product: solute carrier family 38 member 6
Exons: 16
Coding region: 149-1558 (469 amino acids)
Biological process (GO): L-glutamine transport; amino acid transmembrane transport
Molecular function (GO): L-glutamine transmembrane transporter activity
Source: RefSeq, a predicted model, not a curated record